Messenger RNA from Phodopus roborovskii (desert hamster), 4048 nucleotides. It is a transcript of the gene Phc1, whose product is annotated as polyhomeotic homolog 1. Gene Ontology annotation, cellular component: PRC1 complex; nucleus. The coding region runs from base 158 to 3226 and encodes 1022 amino acids. The transcript has 15 exons. The record is from RefSeq and is a predicted model, not a curated record. Gene Ontology annotation, molecular function: protein binding; zinc ion binding. Lineage: Eukaryota; Metazoa; Chordata; Mammalia; Rodentia; Cricetidae.
GAAUUUAUGAACAUCUUUUAUACAAGCCUCUAUUGCAAGUAAUGGUCUGAUGUCUCUGAAUCCAGCGAGCUAAGUCCAGUAAUCUAUAAUACAACUGUGCCAUGCUGCCUCUAAUCCUUACCCACUUUUUUUCUUCACAUGCUGAUAUUGAGGAUUCAUGGGGCUUGAGUCAGAGCACCAUUCUUGGGGACCCUGGAACACUAUUAUGGAGACGGAGAGCGAGCAGAACUCUAGCUCCACCAAUGGGAGUUCCAGCUCGGGGGGCAGCUCUCGGCCCCAGAUAGCGCAGAUGUCCCUGUAUGAACGGCAGGCGGUGCAGGCUCUGCAAGCCUUGCAGCGGCAACCCAAUGCAGCUCAGUAUUUCCACCAGUUCAUGCUCCAGCAGCAGCUCAGUAAUGCCCAGCUGCACAGCCUGGCAGCCGUUCAGCAGGCCACGAUUGCUGCCAGUCGGCAGGCUAGCUCCCCAAACAGCAGCACAGCCCAGCAGCAGACCGCUACCACCCAGGCCUCGAUCAAUCUGGCGACGACAUCGGCCGCCCAGCUCAUCAGCCGCUCCCAGAGUGUGAGCUCUCCCAGUGCCACCACCCUGACCCAGUCUGUGUUACUGGGGAACACCACUUCCCCACCCCUCAACCAGUCUCAGGCCCAGAUGUAUCUGCGGCCACAGCUGGGAAACCUAUUACAGGUUAACCGGACCUUGGGCCGGAAUGUGCCUCUAGCCUCCCAACUCAUCCUGAUGCCCAAUGGGGCGGUGGCUGCGGUCCAGCAGGAGGUGCCACCCGCUCAGUCUCCGGGAGUUCAUGCAGAUGCAGAUCAGGUGCAGAACUUGGCAGUGAGGAACCAGCAGGCCUCAGCUCAAGGACCCCAGAUGCCAGGCUCUACUCAGAAGGCCGUUCCUCCUGGAGCUUCUCCUGUUUCUGGCCUUUCCCAGGCCUCUAGCCAGGCCCUAGCUGUGGCACAGGCUUCUUCUGGGGCCUCAGGCCAGUCACUCAACCUUAGUCAAGCUGGGGGAGGCAGUGGGAAUAGCCUCCCAGGCUCCAUGGGUCCAGGUGGAGGUGGCCAGGCACCUGGGGGCUUGGGUCAGUUGUCUUCAGGAUUGGGUGGUGGAAGCUGUCCCAGGAAGGGCACAGGAGUGGUACAGCCCUUACCCCCAGCUCAAACAGUGACUGUGAGCCAGGGCAGCCAAACAGAGGCAGAAAGUGCAGCAGCCAAGAAGGCAGAAGCAGAUGGGAGUGGCCAGCAGAAUGUGGGCAUGAACCUGACUCGGACCGCCACACCUGCCCCCAGCCAGACUCUUAUUAGCUCAGCCACAUACACACAGAUCCAGCCCCAUUCACUGAUCCAGCAGCAGCAGCAGAUCCACCUCCAGCAGAAGCAAGUGGUGAUCCAGCAGCAGAUUGCCAUACAUCACCAGCAGCAGUUCCAACACCGCCAGUCCCAGCUGCUUCACACAGCUACGCACCUCCAGUUGGCCCAGCAGCAACAGCAGCAACAACAGCAGCAGCAGCAGCAGCAACAGCAGCAGCAGCAGCAAGCAACAACUCUCACUGCCCCUCAGCCACCCCAGGUCCCACCCACUCAGCAGGUCCCACCUUCCCAGUCCCAACAGCAAGCUCAGACCCUGGUGGUCCAACCCAUGCUCCAGUCUUCAUCCCUGUCUCUUCAGCCUGACCCAGCCCCCAAACCACCCAUCCCCAUUCAGUCCAAACCACCUGUGGCACCUAUCAAACCCCCUCAACUAGGAGCUGCAAAGAUGUCAGCUACCCAGCAACCACCACCACAUAUCCCUGUGCAAGUUGUGGGUACCCGGCAGCCAGGUACAGCCCAGGCACAGGCUUUGGGAUUAGCACAGCUGGCAGCCGCUGUACCUACUUCCCGGGGAAUGCCAGGGGCAGUCCAGCCUGGCCAGGCCCAUCUGGCUUCCUCGCCACCUUCAUCGCAGGCUUCUGGGGCGCUUCAGGAGUGUCCUCCCGCAUUGGCCCCUGGGAUGACCCUUGCUCCUGUGCAGGGAACGGCACAUGUGGUGAAGGGUGGGGCUACAGCCUCCUCCCCUGUGGUGGCCCAAGUCCCUGCUGCUUUCUACAUGCAGUCUGUGCACCUGCCGGGUAAACCCCAGACAUUGCCUGUAAAACGAAAAGCUGAGUCUGAGGAGGAGAGAGAUGAUGGCUCCACACUGGGCUCUGUGCUCCCUGCAAAGCCAUCACCAGCAUCAGAGAGCCCAAAGGUAAUGGAGGAGAAGAACAGUGUUGGAGAGAAAGCUGAACCAGUGUCCAGUUUGAAUGCUAAUCCUCCAACCAGUGACUUAGUAUCCUUGGCCCCUACCUCAUCAGCACCGCCUCCUACUCUAGCCUUGGUGUCCAGACAGAUGGGUGACUCAAAACCCCCACAGGCCAUUGUGAAGCCGCAGAUUCUCACGCACAUCAUUGAAGGCUUUGUUAUCCAGGAGGGAGCAGAACCUUUCCCGGUGGGAUGUUCUCAGUUACUGAAGGAAUCUGAGAAGCCACUGCAGGCUGGCCUUCCGUCAGGGCUGAAUGAGAAUCAGUCCGGUGGCCCUUUGGGCGGAGACAGCCCCUCUGUAGAGUUAGAUAAGAAAGCAAAUCUCUUAAAGUGUGAAUACUGUGGGAAGUAUGCCCCAGCAGAGCAGUUUCGUGGCUCUAAGAGGUUUUGCUCCAUGACAUGUGCAAAGAGGUACAAUGUGAGCUGUAGCCACCAGUUCCGCUUGAAGAGGAAAAAAAUGAAAGAGUUUCAGGAAGCCAGUUACGCCCGUGUUCGGAGGCGUGGACCCCGCCGCAGCUCUUCUGACAUUGCUCGUGCUAAGAUCCAGGGCAAGCGCCAUCGGGGACAAGAGGACUCUAGCCGAGGCUCCGAUAAUUCUAGUUAUGAUGAAGCACUCUCCCCAACAUCUCCUGGGCCACUGUCAGUAAGACCUGGACAUGGAGAACGUGACCUAGGAAACACCAUCACAGCUCCGCCCACACCAGAAUUACAUGGCAUCAACCCUGUGUUCCUGUCCAGUAAUCCCAACCGAUGGAGUGUAGAGGAAGUCUACGAGUUCAUUGCUUCUCUGCAAGGCUGCCAAGAAAUUGCAGAAGAGUUUCGUUCCCAGGAAAUUGACGGACAGGCCCUUUUAUUACUUAAAGAAGAACAUCUUAUGAGUGCCAUGAACAUCAAAUUAGGUCCUGCCCUCAAGAUCUGUGCCAAGAUCAAUGUCCUCAAGGAGACCUAAUGUGGGCCUCUGCACACACCAGCCUAAGUCAGAUGCCCCAGUCAUUCAGGCUAUAACCUGGGGCCAGCAGACUUUGCAGGGACCAGCGAGCUGUUCCUCUUAUGUGACCCCCUAUGGGGGGGUAUGGAGACAGAAGUGCAAGAAUUGGUUGCUGGUGCUACAUGGUGGCAGCUUGGACAUUUUCUCUGGGUUUCACCUUAAAACACACACACACUCACGAACAUUCUUACUGUUCACACCUACCCUAAUCCAGUUUCAAGCAGGCAGACUAGAGAUUAGGACUGCUCAACCUUAUCCUGGAUGGAGUGACUAACCAGGGUCUCACUUCUCCAAGAGGAAGAGUGUCUUAUGUGGCAAGGCAAGGAAAUGGGUGAAAUGUAGGUUUGCCUCCCCAACAGGAGAGGGUCAGUUUUCCUAGCUUGUGUGACACAAGUAGCAAAGCCUGAUCAUCUCCUCCUCUUGGUUGUCUCAUUGUGGCUGUAGCUCAGUUUGCUGUUAUCACUUCCCCUAGUAUUGAAUAUCCCUGCAUCCAUGGCAGGGUCACCAGCCAGUGUGGACACUCGGUUGGUGUCUGAUUUGCUGCAGGGACUAAAGGUGUUUGACUGACACACACGUGGCUGUUGUCAUUACUUCUGCAUCCCCGCUCCCUUCUGAUUUGUUACCAUCUUCAACCCUUUUCUGUUCCAACUCUUUUUCCUAUAGCUUUACAAAACAGGAGUGUGUGGGGCUAAGGUCAGGAUUGUAAGCACCUGCCUUAGGCACUAUUCCUUAUACAACAAAUAUUAAAUAUUUUUUCUUCCUCAGUAAAAGGCUGAAAAUUGG